Trichomycterus rosablanca is the source of this 910-nucleotide messenger RNA. RefSeq names its product NADH:ubiquinone oxidoreductase complex assembly factor 4 (gene ndufaf4). The coding region runs from base 24 to 557 and encodes 177 amino acids. The transcript has 3 exons. The record is from RefSeq and is a predicted model, not a curated record. Lineage: Eukaryota; Metazoa; Chordata; Actinopteri; Siluriformes; Trichomycteridae. Gene Ontology annotation, biological process: mitochondrial respiratory chain complex I assembly. Gene Ontology annotation, cellular component: mitochondrion.
ACGAAGCUCGUGAGCAGGAGAAGAUGGGCGCGCGCGUGUCUCGUGUGUUUCGGAACUUUAACGUGGAGGCUCGCGCUCACCGGGAGAUCAGUAAAAGUAAACCGGAAGCUGCUCCGCGGUACCGGAACUCGGUAGUGAUUAAUAAUGAGAGCGCUGCAGAACCAAUCGUGAAUAAGAUUCACAGGAAGGAUGAUCCACUACUAAGUCGCCUUAAACAGGUUUAUGUUCAAUCCAUGGAUCCUCAACCACAGACCUAUUCAGGUGGGAGGAACUGGGCAGAGCGAGCAGAGCGCAGGCCGGUAAGUGUGUUUGCUGCAGCGGUUCCCCCCGGUGUGACUGAGGUCACAGACGUACCUGUAGGGAAGCUGACGCUGGUCGAGGCUCUAACAGCACUAAACAACUACAAGAACUCUCCGGGGACGUGGCCUGCUGAGAGAAUCGGCCAGGAACUGAAGCUCACGCCCAGCGACGCCCAGGCACUCGUUAGCUACUUUAUACCCUUCGACAUCAAACUGUUACCAUCCCAAUCAGAUAAUCAACGCCUCACUGAUUCAUAAUAAUCACAUAUACUGUCUAUAUAUAAAUAUAAUGUAUAUAAACAAACACAUCUUUAAAUAGGAUAGGGUUAGGAGUAGGAACUGUUAAAGGUGUAAAUUAUGCAAUAGUCCUGCAACAGAACAUCAUCACUUCUGUAUUAGAUCAGUAAGUGCUGUAUAUUAGUGAGAUAUGGAACUAUUCUGAAGUAUUUUGCAGAAUAUUCUGGAUUAUUGUUUUAUAUUGUAUAAAUAUUCGGCCAGUCUGAAAAAGUUAUUUGUAAUGACUUUGAUGUUUAAUAAAUAAAGACUGAUCUGUGAUGUUACUGUUGAUAUUAAUUAUAUAAUAUUAAAUAAAAUAAACUGUAUAAUUUGAA